AUGUUUCCCGGAGGCGAAGCCGCCGCGGCCCCUCCCCCGCGGCCGCUCGGCGGGGGCCGGCUCGCCGGGCGGGACAGUUUUGCACCCGGGUGGCAGAUGCGACGCGGGCUCCUUCUUCUUGCAGAUUUGCAACCAACAUAAUGCUGAAGCUCCCAACUUGGAACAAGCAUUUCACAGAAUGGCACAAACAGAACCUAAUCUGGACCAUGGUGUAUCAUGGUUCAUCCUUCCGUCAUACUGGGCUAAAAUGGUUGUGGCAUUAAUCUCCUUCCUCUGUUUUGCUAACAGCUAUGAUGGAGAUUUUGUCUUUGAUGACUCUGAAGCCAUCAUCAAUAAUAAGGACCUCAGGGCAGAAACCCCACUUGGUGACCUGUGGCAUCAUGACUUUUGGGGUAGCAAGCUCAGCAGCAAUACCAGUCAUAAGUCAUAUCGACCGCUAACUGUCAUAACUUUCAGAAUUAAUUACCUUUUUGCUGGAGGCUUCUACCCAGUUGGUUUUCAUGUCAUCAAUAUAAUACUGCAUUGUACUAUCUCAGUGUUGAUGGUUGAUGUAUUCUCGAUAUUAUUGGGUGGACUGCAAUUCAGUAAUAAAGGAAGAAGGCUAAACCUGGCUCCAAAGACAUCUCUUCUAGCUGCUUUGCUGUUUGCUGUACAUCCAGUGCACACCGAAUGUGUUGCUGGGAUUGUUGGCAGAGCAGACCUCCUGUGUGCCCUCUUCUUUUUGUUGUCAUUCCUUGGCUACUGUAAAGCAUUUAGAGAAAAUAAGGAAGGACAUAAUUUUUCUAUAUUCUGGGUGUUGGUGAGUGUUAUCCUAGGCGCGAUAGCCAUGCUGUGUAAAGAACAAGGAAUUACAAUACUGGGCUUGAAUGCAGUGUUUGAUGCACUGGUGAUUAACAAGCUAAAUGUUUUGGAGCUUAUUCAAAGGUUACUACAUAAGAACAAGCCAUUGGAGAAUGCUGGGCUGUUAAAGAAGGGGCUGCUUUUCAGGAUAACUCUUCUGAUGUCUGGAGGGGCCAGUAUACUUUAUAUACGGUGGAGGAUUAUGGGCACAGGGCCACCGGCUUUCACUGAAGUAGACAACCCUGCUUCAUUUGCUGACAGUUUAUUUGUGAGAGCUAUAAACUAUAAUUACUACUAUUCGUUGAAUGCAUGGUUGCUGUUGUGUCCCUGGUGGCUGUGUUUUGAUUGGUCAAUGGGCUGCAUACCCCUCAUUAAAUCUGUCAGCGACUGGAGGAUAAUUGCACUUGCAGCACUUUGGUUCUGCCUAAUUGGUCUGAUAUGCCAAGCUCUGUGCUCAGAAGACAGCCAUAAGAGAAGAAUUCUUACACUGGGACUUGGAUUUCUUAUUAUCCCUUUUCUUCCCGCAAGUAAUCUGUUCUUCCGAGUAGGAUUUGUUAUUGCAGAGAGAGUUAUCUACCUCCCCAGUAUUGGAUAUUGUAUUCUGUUUACAUACGGAUUUAGUCUCUUGAGUAAGCAAGCCAAGAAAAAGAAAAUUCUUGCUGUGGCAGUUCUUGGAAUCUUGUUGAUAAAUGUUAUGCGCUGUGCACUCCGCAGCAAUCAGUGGAGGUCAGAAGAACAGCUUUUUAGGAGUGCACUAUCUGUGUGCCCUCUGAAUGCAAAAGUGCACUACAAUGUUGGCAAAAACCUGGCUGACAAAGGAAAUCAAAGUGCUGCAAUCAAAUACUACAGAGAAGCUGUAAGGUUGAAUCCUAAAUAUGUACAUGCCAUGAACAACCUUGGAAAUAUUCUGAAAGAAAGAAAUGAGCUCCAAGAAGCAGAGGAGUUGCUGUCCUUAGCUGUACAAAUACAACCUGAUUUUGCUGCUGCAUGGAUGAAUCUAGGAAUAGUACAGAACAGUUUAAGAAGGUUUGAAGAGGCAGAGCAAAGCUACUGGACAGCAAUUAAACACAGGAAAAAAUAUCCAGAUUGUUACUACAAUUUAGGGCGGUUGUACGCAGAUUUGAAUCGCCAUAUAGAUGCAUUGAAUGCAUGGAGGAAUGCUACAGUUCUGAAACCAGAGCAUAGUUUGGCUUGGAACAAUAUGAUUAUAUUGCUUGAUAACACAGGCAAUCUAGCUCAAGCAGAAGCAGUUGGAAGAGAGGCCCUGGAAUUAAUACCUAAUGAUCAUUCCCUUAUGUUUUCAUUGGCAAAUGUACUGGGGAAAUCACAAAAAUAUAAGUUAUUGUGUUCACUUGGAUUUUUACAGUCCUGUUCAGCUGUGGAGUCAUGACAUAUCCAUAUGAGAAGCGAGGGCCUGUGACAACCCAACACUUGCCUUAGUUUGUGAUAAAUUGCUGUUAAGACACCCCAUCACUGUUUGCAGACUGGCUGGGUUUUUUUCUGUACACUCUGUUUCUUUUCUCUCUCCAUCUGAGACUGUUAUAAAAUAUAUAUUUUAGGUUAGUUUAACAAAGUUCCAAAGUGAUACAAAUUAACGGCCAGGAUGUAUAAGGGAUGAGAUUAUGGAGGAGGUAAUUGCUGAGAUUAUUUUGGUUAGUCGUGACUGUGAAAGAAUGGAGUAUUGUAUAGUUAUUCAUCAAGAAGAGCAUGCAGCAUGACAGAAUAAAGAGCAUUCAUAAUGAUAUAAGUAGAAAAGUUAAGUUGAAAACAAGCUAGAAAACUUUUCCAGGUGUAGGAGAAAUAAUUCUGGUUUAGUGGAUUUAAAAAAUUAAAAGAAGAGGUAGUGCUUUUGAUUGCUAGGUCUGAAAGGUCAUUAUGCUGCAGGGGAGUGUGUUGGAGACAAAGUAGAAAUGACAGUAGGGGAAAUGAAGCUUCCAGGUCAGCAUCCUAAAUAAAGUAAAAGUAGCAGUGGAGCCCAGCAAAGAAAGCAGGGAGCCAGAGAGUGUUCUAGUAGUUCAAUAUGGAGUAGUAGGUUUGCGCAGAGCAAAAACCUUAACUAGUCACUUAAAGUAGAUGAAUUGUAACAGAGAGCAAAUUAAGGGGAUUGAGAAGUAGACUCACUUAGAAAAGGUUAUGAUCUCAGCAGCUGUAUUUUGCAUCACCUUGAAAGAGCAGCCACGGCGGGGGGGAGGGGGCUAAAUGGGAGAAUGCUAAAUGAAAAUUAAAAUGCAUAGAAAAUUCAGGCUUCUUGUCCACCCCCUCACCAUGUAAAAACAGAGAAGUAGAUGACUCGCUAAUAAGAGUGUUUUGAGUGUUUGGAAUGGGAGGGCAGUAGGAGGGAAUGGAGACUAUCGAGGUGAUAGAGGUAAUUUUCAGAAGGCUACCUGGCUAUGUCUGAUGUGUUGUAUAACCUCAGGCAUUUCAUUUACUGGAUUACUUAUUAUGUGUGUAUAUAAAAGUUGUAUUGGCUCUGUUGCCAUAAAGUAAGAUCUGUACUGUGCUUUUUGUUAUCUCUUAUUUUAAAAGACAUUGAGUUGAAAAGUUUAUACUAUGUUAUGAGAGAUCUCUUUCCACUCACCACAGAAUAUUCUCCUUCAGUUUCAAAUAUACUUUGAUUUUCAGCUGAAGAUCGUUUUCCUGAAGAAAAAAAAAAAAAAA
This is a messenger RNA of Pezoporus occidentalis (night parrot), 3498 nucleotides long. It is a transcript of the gene TMTC4, whose product is annotated as transmembrane O-mannosyltransferase targeting cadherins 4. Gene Ontology annotation, molecular function: protein binding; mannosyltransferase activity. The transcript is spliced from 17 exons. Gene Ontology annotation, biological process: endoplasmic reticulum unfolded protein response; protein O-linked glycosylation via mannose. Bases 179 to 2230 code for a protein of 683 amino acids. Gene Ontology annotation, cellular component: endoplasmic reticulum. The record is from RefSeq and is a predicted model, not a curated record. NCBI's taxonomy places the organism in Eukaryota, Metazoa, Chordata, Aves, Psittaciformes, Psittacidae.